Molecule: messenger RNA, 1233 nt
Organism: Aspergillus affinis
Lineage: Eukaryota; Fungi; Ascomycota; Eurotiomycetes; Eurotiales; Aspergillaceae
Exons: 1
Coding region: 1-1233 (410 amino acids)
Molecular function (GO): protein binding
Source: RefSeq, a predicted model, not a curated record
AUGACCAACACUCGCAAACCAACAGUCCUGACCGACCUUCCUCUGGAACUGUUACUCAUGAUAUCAGAUCACCUAUCUGUAGUCGAUAUUGCAUGUCUAGCUUUAUGCAAUUACCACUUAAUGGCUUCCUUCAUAGACACAAAAUCCGCAUUCGACAAUUUCUCGAAGCGCCGCAUCAUUGAUCUUAACGAUGCCGUCCGAAUCGAAUUCAUGACCCGGCUUGCUCACGACCUGCCGCCAUACUAUCUCUGUUUUGGUUGUCUCCGGCUUCAUCGAUGGUGGAACAUCGAGCUACCCGGUCCCCAUUUCGACUUCCUCAACCUGCCUAAAUGCUUCAAACCACUAAGUUACAACGACAGAUACGGACACCGAAGACGCGCGCUGGAACUCGAAUACUACCCCUCCUACACCAGGUGUCAGCUUCAUUUCGUGCACGUGCAGCUUGCGAUGCGACGGUUCUACUGCGGUCCGCGGUUUGGCCUCAAAGCCGAGUCUUUCUUCAGUACUGAAGUAGCCAUUCAUUCUCUUGAAAACGGCACCUUGGGGCCAAUCGCCAACGAAAAACCACAUGACAAUAUCAUGACAACGCUGACGUCAAUUGAAGCCCGGAUAUGUCCUGCUCCAUCGCCAGGUUUGUGCGUAAGAGCGCAAGAGCUGGCCGUGGUGAGACGUCAAAAUGUGUCACAGCUUCGGCCAAAGCUUAAGGCAGGGUAUAUGCGGACCUGCGGGCAUAUGUCCACCAUUUUGCCGGACUUUUGGCAGAUUAUGGAUCCGCUUCUGGAUCGGUUCAGCUCCGAUUCAGCUCCGACGCACGUGAGUGACCAAGGACGCUGCAGGAAAUGCAAUACAUCAUGGAAGCUGGAGCUCCGUGACGUGGGACCAGGAGACGCCUGUCUUGUCCUGACCAAGUGGAUGGACCUAGGACCGGGGCUGAGCCCAGAAGACCCUCGAUGGCUGUGUCACCUCAGUACUAUACCCAGGGUAUCUUUGGCAGACGACGAACUAGUAUCCGACCCCCAAGCGCGAUUCGAAAGGGAUUCAAUCCAAGCUACCAAGGCAGAUGCAUUAUCUGAUGAGGAGAUGUUCAAUCGAAAUAUGUCACUCCUUCGGCGGCACGAAUACCAAAUCAACAUGACCAAAGUUGGCCGCUCAAGGUGGUUUCUGAACGCGGAAGAGGCUAAGAAACGGGAGCAAACGAAGAAGCGUGAGAUUUCUCGCUGUAUCAUUCUUUAG